AUGCCUAGUACUAGUGAAUAUGUGCCGGUUAAUUUAGAGGAACCUAGAAUGGUAGUUGAAUCUAGUGAUACAAUGCAAAUGGUAAACGAUGCAUUUCGUGAAAACAUCUCUUCAUUUAUAGAAGACGGAGAGAGAGUUGACGAACCAAAUUUAGAAGCAAGGAGAUUUUUUGAUAUGUUGGAUGCAGCUAAGCAUCCAAUAUAUGAGGGUUGUAAAAAAGAUCAUUCUCCUUUAUCGGCUGCAACUAGGAUGAUGACCAUAAAAUCAGAUUUUAAUUUGGCAGAAGACUGUGUAGAUGCAAUUGCUGAUUUUGUGAAAGAUUAUCUCCCCGAAGAUAAUAUGUGUCCAGCUUCUUACGACGAGGUCGAUAAACUUGUUUCGGGUCUAGGUUUGCCAUUUCAAAUGAUAGACGUUUGCAUCGACAACUGUAUGAUUUACUGGAAAGCCGAUGCGAACUACUUGGCAUGUAAAUUUUGUGGUAAACCCCGAUUUAAGGUCACUAGUGGAAGAGCUAAGGUUCCAUAUAAACGUAUGUGGUAUUUGCCAUUAGCUGAUAGGCUUAAAAUGUUAUAUCAAUCGGAACGCACAGCAAGUGCUAUGAGAUGGCAUAAAGAGCACUCAAGUGAAGGAGAAAUUGUGCAUCCCUCAGAUGCAAAAGCAUGGAAGCACUUUCAAUCAAUUUAUGAGGAAUUUGCAUCAGAGAGCAGAAACGUCUACCUCGGAUUAUGUACUGAUGGUUUCAACCCAUUUGGAAAACAUGGAAGGCAAUAUUCAUUAUGGCCAGUAAUUGUCACACCUUACAAUUUGCCCCCCUCUUUGUGCAUGAAACGAGAGUUUCUAUUUCUCACCAUACUUGUUCCUGGUCCAGAACAUCCCAAACGAUCUCUUGAUGUUUUCUUACAGCCGCUGAUUUAUGAGUUGCAAGAGUUAUGGGCAAAUGGUGUAGAAACAUUUGACAUUUCAUGCAGACAAAACUUCAAGAUGCAUGCAGUACUUAUGUGGACUAUCAGUGAUUUUCCUGCAUAUGGAAUGUUGUCUGGACGGACAACACAUGGAAGGUUAUCGUGUCCACAUUGUCAGGAUAGUACUGAUGCAUUUCAGUUGAAACAUGGAAGAAAGACGUGUUGGUUUGAUUGUCAUAGAAGAUUUCUACCGAGUUCACAUCCUUAUCGUCGAAGCCAGACAUUGUUUACAAAGGGAAAAGUUGUUCAUGAUCCACCACCACCAGAGUUAGAUGGUAACUAUUUAUUGAGGCAGCUUGGAGAUUUUGGGGCAGAUAUGACUGCUGAAUGCGGUGGAAAUGGGCAUGGCCUAGUCGAUGGUUAUGGAGAGUAUCAUAACUGGCAUAAAAAAAGUAUUUUUUAG
Brassica napus (rape) is the source of this 1365-nucleotide messenger RNA. RefSeq lists its product as uncharacterized. Bases 1 to 1365 code for a protein of 454 amino acids. The transcript has a single exon. The record is from RefSeq and is a predicted model, not a curated record. Lineage: Eukaryota; Viridiplantae; Streptophyta; Magnoliopsida; Brassicales; Brassicaceae.